Acaromyces ingoldii is the source of this 3166-nucleotide messenger RNA. Its product is annotated as pseudouridine synthase. The transcript has 5 exons. Gene Ontology annotation, biological process: pseudouridine synthesis. The record is from RefSeq and is a predicted model, not a curated record. Lineage: Eukaryota; Fungi; Basidiomycota; Exobasidiomycetes; Exobasidiales; Cryptobasidiaceae. Bases 42 to 3110 code for a protein of 1022 amino acids. Gene Ontology annotation, molecular function: pseudouridine synthase activity; RNA binding.
GCUGCUUCUGUUGCAAGGGUGGGCCAGAGAAGGAAAACACGAUGGCGGACGCUGUCACACAGGACAAGAUGGCGGGGCCUUCCCUGCGGAAGGAGGAACCAUACUGGCAUGACUACCACACGUUUGCCAAGAUGCGAUGGCUCAACCGCCAGCUCAUCGAAGUCUUUGUCACUGAAUUUCGCGACCGAACGAGCGAGUAUUACAACUGGGCCAUUCGCAAGGGGCUGUGCAACGUAAAUGGCCGGACGGUGGACCCGCGAUACGUUGUCCAGGAUGGUGACGAGCUCUACAAUCGGGUACACAGGCACGAGCCGGCCGUGACCACGGAGCCCAUCAAGAUUCUGCACAGGGAUGAUGCCUCAGGCAGGCUCGUUAUUGUAAAACCAGGAAGCAUACCCGUCCAUGCCGCGGGGCGAUAUUACAAGCUGACGCUGCUGCACAUGAUCCGAUCGGACCUGGGCAUCGACACAGUCUACACGUCCAACCGGCUCGAUCGCCUGACCUCGGGCAUCAUGGUCUGCUCGACAAACAAGGAGUCGGCGACAAAGAUGAGCAACGACUUUGCUGUGGGCCGCGUCCGAAAGGCGUACGUCUGUCGGGUCAAGGGGCAUUUCCCAGAUGGAGAAGUCGUGUGCAAGGAGCCGCUAUUGAGGUGCGAUCGGCAAUCGGGCGUCAGUGUCGUUCACCCGCUCGGGAAGGAGAGUGAGACCAUAUUCAAUCGACUCUCGUACGAUGAGAUCUCAGACACUAGUGUCGUCUACUGUCGGCCGAUCACGGGUCGCACGCACCAGAUUCGCGUGCAUACACAGUACCUGGGUCAUGCCAUUCCCAAUGAUCCGAUCUACGCCCACCCGAUCUGGGCGCAGCAUCCUCCGACCAUUUUCAAAGAUCUCCAUCUGGAGCCGGGCCGAUGGAAGAUUGAACCGGAAAGCACACUCAAUGUCUUUGGCUGCCAGGAGCUCGAUGAUGUGGUCGCAGCCAUCAAGAUGGACAAAGACGACCGCGAAGACUGGAGUCGAUGGCGCGACGAGGUCAUGUUUGCUGGGCUCAACGAGGAGGAGGGCUUCGAAAGAGUCAAUGUUGAUGGGCCCAAUGGUGAGCCGGUCGCGAUGCAGCGUGCAAAGAGCAAGCUCGCCGAAACGGGAGGAGGAGGGACGAAGGAUGCGAUGGACAAGGGGCUUUUCUGCGAGGAAUGCAGCGUACCUCUUUUGCCGGACCCCGACCCCUCAGAACUCUACAUCUAUCUUCAUGCGAUCAAGUACGAGACAAAUGACUGGAGCUACGAGGAUGAGUUGCCCUGGUGGGCACGAGAAGACUGGCGAGAGGCAGCAAAGGAAAUCUCGUCAGAUCCAAAUGCUCCCAAAGUCGUCGAAAAACCCUCACUCAACGGUCACACGUCUACGGCGGCUCCUACAUCUACCGUUAUCGGCUUGGCAGGAAGGGCGAGGGAGGACACAUGGUCCGAGGUCGAGCUUGAUGCAUUGACCACUCUUGCUUCUGUUCCUGACGUCAAAGAAGAGCCGUCGACCAAAGUAUCUCCAUCACAAAGAAAUUUCCCCGCUGUCGUCUUUGACGUCUUUGGAGGAAUGGAAGACUUUGUGAUUCGAGAUCUUCUUCACCUCUUUCGGGCGCACACCGAUCUGAAAGAAGAAGACCUACCCGCGAUACCGCCGUCGGAAAGCACCGGCCACGUUGCGAUUCCUGCUGGACCAGCAGCUUGGGCGGCGUAUGACCUCUACAGACGCGGACUAGUCGACUGCGCAAAGAGGGCUUACCUGAAGGUAGCCGAGGGACCCAUGCCCUCGGAGAUUUUGGCAAGGCUGGGACAAGAGAGGAGAGACAUCGCAUUGACCAUGGGGAACUAUCAUCGAGCAAGAAAGGGCUGCGCCAAGAACGGGGAUGAAAAGCCGCCGCCAGCGCAGAGACCACAGGGUCCCACAGAGGCAGAACAAGACUUUAUCGACGCCUUGAAGGAGUUUUGGGAUGGCUGUGAAGCGCACAGGAAGCGAGCGCUUGAGGCCUGGACUGAGCUUAAGAGAGAAAAUCCGCGAGGUGGAAGAUUCAGAGGUUCCGCGGAUAGGACGGGAUACUUGCUCCCCACUAUGAACACCGUGGCUUUGGAGAAAGAAGUCGGCGACCUGGUAUACGAUUGGCUCAAUGGUCCGGACAACCGUGCAAGCGAUCAAGCAGACCUCCCUUGGAAGGUCGACCUGACAGAGGCCGACCUGGACAUAAAGCUCAAACUCGUCUUUGACAACAGGGCCACAACUGGGCCUAUCACCCCCAUCUGGCGGUCAAAAGCAGAGAAUCCACCUGGCACAUUUCUGCUUUUGAUCACCCUCGACUCACCCGACGUCAUCGCUAAGCACCGAAUGCCCUUGCCAAAUGAGCUCAUCCACGGAGGAACCGUUCUGGCGAGGUACCGGGCGUAUGCCAUGUGUCUUGCUCUGCCGCUCUUCAAAGCUCCUUUCAGCAGAGGUGGCGGACAAAGACUAAGACUGUGGGAGCCGUGUGUAGGGACCGGGGGUAUCGCCAUCGAGCUCGCCAACCAGUUGAGGAGGAAGGGGCUCGAAGCCGACAUCUUCGCUAGCGAUAUUGAAGCGCCAGAGAUCGAACGGGCGAAGCAGACUGCAAGGAUCGGUGGCGUCACAAAUGGUGCCAACGCGGACGAGUCUGUCAAGUUGCAUCUGGAAGUGGUCGAUGCAGCUGAGCCAGACGCCGUCAAACGUUUCGUGGGAAGAGAAGAGGUCGACGGGAUCAUUACGGAUCUCCCUUGGGGAAGGAGGGUUUUGACGCACAUGGCCGUCUCGAAGCUCUACCCGGCGCUCAUGCAAACAUUCUGCGACGUACUGAAGCCGGGUGCUUGCGCAGUUGUCAUGACGGCCGAGUGCAACACGCUCAAGCGCGCCACGAUGAGCUUCGAGGGAAAGCAGCGCAAAGCCGGCGAGGAGUGGUACCUUGCGCUCGAGCAAGUCGACGUGAAUGGAGUGCCAAGGGAAGCGCCCCCCGAGGAAGGUGGUAAGGCCGAGAACAGUCAGCUUCUCAGAUACGUGGAGUGCGGGUACGAUGUUUCUCUGGCUGUCCUGAGAAAGAGGCCCCUGGUGGGAUGAUGAGGUGGAUCUGUAAUUUACAUCACAUUUCGUUCUUCCAUUGCAUUGUCACUAUC